CUGAUUCUGAAAUUCAUAGAUUCUCAAGUUACAUGCAAUUUUCUAAUAGCAAGAAUAAUGCCUUUGUUUUCCAAGAUUUCCCAUCUCUUCUUAUUGCUCUUUGUUAGUACAUUAUCAUCCUCAUCAUCUCCCUUUGGUUACAACCAUCCAUUGGACUCUCUCACUCUAUCUGAACUAACUCAAGUAAAAACCAUAGUCAAAAAGUCCUAUCUUUUAAUCAAUGUAACCUUUCAUUACGUUGGCCUAAAUGAACCUGAGAAACCAUUAGUCCUUUCAUGGAUAUCAAUCAAUCAUCCCACCAAGAAUCCACCUCGCGAAGCUAUUGUUAUCACUCAAAUUGAUCAAAAAACACAUGAAAUCAUCGUAGACUUAUCGAGUGAUUCAAUUUUAUCAGAUAAGAUCUAUGAUGGGCAUGGCUAUCCUAUGCUUACCUCUCAAGAACAGAACGUUGCCGAAAAGUUACCGUUUACAUAUCAACCAUUUAUAUCCUCCAUUGAAAAGAGGGGGCUAAGGCUAAAAGAAGUGGUGUGCCAAAGCUCCACUGUUGGAUGGUAUGGAGAGAAAAGGAAGAGUAAUAGAAUGAUUAAACUCAUUUACUAUUACUUAGAUGGCAUGGUUAAUCUUUAUAUGAGACCUAUUGAGGGAAUUACAAUUGUUGUUGGUCUUGAUCAAAUGAAAAUCGCGAGUUACCUUGAUCGUUUGAUGGUUCCAGUCCCCAAAGCUGAUGGAACAGAUUACAUUGAACCAAAGCCGAGGGCUCGCUCCAAUUUGCAACUAGAUGGAAAAAGAAUAAUGCAGCCUGAUGGACCAACUUUUACUCUAGAUGGAAACGCAGUGAGGUGGGCUGACUGGAAGUUCCACGUGGAUUACGAUAUGAGAGCAGGAAUAAUCAUAUCACUAGCAUCGAUCUUUGACGAUGACAAGGGAGAAUUCAGAAGUGUCUUGUACAGAGGAUUUAUAUCAGAAGUUUUUGUGCCAUACAUGGAUUUGAGUGAAGACUGGUAUGAUAGGACCUUUUUUGAUGCAGGUGAAUUUGGAUUCUGUCUUUCUGCUGUAGAGCUUCAAGCAUCAAAAGAAUGUCCGGAGAAUGCAAAGUUUCUUGAUGGAUAUUCUAUCUAUCAGGAUGGUACUCCAGGAAAAAUGCCUAAUGUAAUUUGUAUAUUCGAACAUUAUGCUGGAGAUAUCAUGUGGCGCCAUACCGAGCUUGCAAUUCCCGGAGAAGUGGUAAAUCAACUUCUGCAGAUAGAGAAAGUUAAACCAGCGGUGAGCCUGGUGGUACGAAUGGUGUCAACUGUAGGGAACUAUGAUUACAUUACUGACUAUGAGUUCAAGCAAAGUGGCAGCAUCAAAGUCACUGUUGGCUUAACUGGUAUGCUUGAAGUAAGGGGAUCGAUGUACACUCACAACGACCAGAUAACGGAAGAAGCCUACGGUACACUAGUAGCAGAAAACACUUUAGGUGCAUAUCGUGAUCAUUUUUUAACCUUUCACCUUGAUUUAUACGUGGACGGAUUAUAUACUGAUCAAAGCCAUAAUGAUACAUUAGCCAUGUGGAUCCUCAUGGAUAGGGAAAUUGAUAACAAGGAUAUUGUAUUAAGGUACACAUUGGGUGUCCAUCAUGUACCUAAGCAGGAAGAUUUUCCAGUUAUGCCAACAUUAAGUACUAGUUUGGAGCUCAGGCCUGCUAAUUUUUUUCAGCAUAAUCCAUUUCUUUAUUAA
Molecule: messenger RNA, 1719 nt
Organism: Capsicum annuum
Lineage: Eukaryota; Viridiplantae; Streptophyta; Magnoliopsida; Solanales; Solanaceae
Product: primary amine oxidase 2-like
Exons: 6
Coding region: 58-1719 (553 amino acids)
Biological process (GO): amine metabolic process
Molecular function (GO): primary methylamine oxidase activity; quinone binding; copper ion binding
Source: RefSeq, a predicted model, not a curated record